Molecule: messenger RNA, 3321 nt
Organism: Penicillium argentinense
Lineage: Eukaryota; Fungi; Ascomycota; Eurotiomycetes; Eurotiales; Aspergillaceae
Exons: 7
Coding region: 1-3321 (1106 amino acids)
Biological process (GO): regulation of transcription by RNA polymerase II
Cellular component (GO): nucleus
Molecular function (GO): metal ion binding; transcription cis-regulatory region binding
Source: RefSeq, a predicted model, not a curated record
AUGGAGCAGUCAUCGGCUCAACACCCAAUGUCGGGUGGGUCGCAUGCUGCCCCCGGGCAGGGUCAGUUACCUCCUGGUUAUUGGAACGGCCUCGAUGCCUUGUUCCCCGAAUCUCAGCUCCAGCCUGGUCAAGGUCAGGAUCCAUCCACGCAACAAACUCCGAUGGGGAUUAGCUGGGACCACCCGAUUUUUCAACAGCAGCAGCAACAACAGCAACAAAACCAGCAGCCCCCGCAGUCUCAGAAUCCCCUUCAGCCCCAGACGCAGUCGAACCAUGGGAUCUAUUCCGCCAUCCCGCAGACCUGGCAACAGAACCCUCUCCACCAAGCGCCCGCGAGCUAUGCAAUUCCAUCACAAUUUCAACCGCACCAGCAGCUCCCGCAGUACCCACAUGACCAAAUGGCCUUCGAUUCACGGCCCUUGACGCCCUCAGAGAGCUCUGCGUUUCCGACGUAUACCUACCAACAAAACUACUACCACCCACAGCAGCUCGCGGUGCAGGAACCUUUGAUCGAACGAUCGACGCAACAUCAGCAGCCGACUGAAUUUUCGACCACGGCACCUCGAUCGUCGAUAUCUCAGUUUCACCUCCCUUCUCCCUACCAAACAGAACUGCCUACCAUCGACCUCACCAAUGACUUCCCCCAUGCCGAGUCUCACCAAACCAUCAACCCGCAAUUCCUCAGCCCUACGGCUCCGACCCCCAACCAACCACAGCAGCAGCAACAACAGCGUCAACAGCGACAGCAACACGUGCCAAACAACUUUUCAUACGCGGUCCCUGCCGAAUUUCAAGGAGCUGACGGGACGAUGUUCAACUACUAUCAAAAUGACUUCUCCGUGCAACCUCAAGGCAUCCCAUCCAAUCUUGGAAUGCCACAAAUUGCUGCCAGAGGUCAUUCUACACCCGCUGGAUUUCCUGCGCCUCCUGAUGUUGUUAUCACAAAUACAACUAAACCUGCCGCCAAGAACAAGCCAAAGGCCAAAAAGCCCACUGCAAAAGUGAAGAACGCACAGACAAAGUCGGAUAGUGAUAGCUCGGAUCAGUCGGAUUCGGAAAUUGAAGCCCCAGAUGAGCCUUCUCCGAUCCCCUCAACUCGAUCAAACGACCCUGUGGAAGGUGCCAAAUACGAUACCAUGAAAGCAGUUUGGUCUCCCAGAAACAAGCGUCCAACACCGGACAAAGUAAAGAGUGCGCUUGUGGCCUUCCCAAAGAUCAUCAAAACUCUACGUGAUGCAUGGAAGGACCAGGUUCAAGCAAUGAAGCUGGCAGAAAACCAAGGUGACAAUGACAAAUUUACGGUUCUUAAGAAAGACGUCGCACUGCAGCGGCAAGUCAUGGACAGCAUCGUGAGAACUGCCUUGGAUAUGGGCCACCCCAUGAUUGUUGAAAAGCUUGGAGAACACCCCAUGGCGGUCAUUCCUAUUUACUCCUUCCUGGCUGAGCGCUUCCAGUCAGUCGAUUAUGAUGGUUCUUUGACUGUCAACUUGCUCAAGCUUCUGGAACGAUUCGUCACCGUAGAUGAAGAUUUGCUGCAAAAAACCAACCUUAGCAAAAUCCUUCCGAAGUUUGUUAAGAAGGGAGGCCCGGUUACGAAGGAACUUGCCCAGAAGAUUUUAGAAAACGCUUCUGCCUCUACCAAGAGAAAGCAGAAUAAUGCAAAGACCGGAAAAGAAGAUCCGCCUGCGCUCAAGGCGCCCCUGCGAGAUUCACCCUCGGCUGACGUUGCGGGAACCAAACGGGCACGCGAUGGAGAUAGUAACACGCAUCCCGCAACAAAGAGGAUGGUUGUCGCACCGAACGCUAAGGAAGCGAGCAAAGCUGGGCCUGCAUCUAACGGACCCGCUAAGAGUGGCCCCAACGGAAAGGCAGCAGCAACAGCAGCCCCUCGUCCGCGAACGAAUAUUGUCGCGCCCAAGCCUAGUAGUCUUUUUGGUACGCUGAGCUCUGCAUCAAAGAGACCCGGAACAACCAACGCUGAACGUGCUGCCGCGGCCGCUGCCGCAAAGUCGACACCCAGCGCAGAAAAGAAGGAGAAACCGGCGGCUCCUCCCAAGUCCACGUUUUCGUUUGGUGAUAUCAUGGCCGACUUGAGCAAACCCAAGGACGCCCCCUCAACCAAAACGACCGAGGAAAAAACUCCCGAAACUGAGGAAGAACGUGAAAAGCGAGUCAGAAAAGAGUCUAGGCGGAAGUUGCGCGUCACCUGGAAGCCUGAUGACUGUCUCGUCGAGACUCGGCUAUUUACUCAUGAUCCCGACGAAGAACUUGGCCCCGGUGAUAGCUCUCUACGUGGAGUAGGUGACGUGAAGGGUGAGGGAAGUGUAUUGAAGCUCCAUAAAGAUCUGGAGGAGCUAGAGGAGGACGACCUUGGUGGUAUCCGUGAGACGAACAUCAACGACUACCCUAUCCCCACUUUGAUUGACAUAGUUUAUGAAAAUGGCCAAACGAAGGCGGGCAACUUCGUGAAACGUGGUGGUGACCAAAUGCCAUUCAGCCCAGAAGAGGAGGCACAGAAGCAUCGAGAAGCAACGACUCUGAUGACCUACUAUAACUCUCCUGCCGACGUUCCCCCGACACCCAAGGAGCCUUCUGCGCCUGAGUCCGGUACUGAAGAGGCUGCCCCUGAACUGGUUUUCUUUGGAGAAUCGGCGGAGGACUUUGUCAAGGCUCGGCAAGAACGCUAUUACGCUCAUGUCAAUCCCAAGCUCACAGUGGCACCUGCACCUCUAUCACAGCCUGCCACUGCCCCUGGAGGAUUCGAUAUCUCCAACUUGCUGAAGCUCAUCAAUCCUGCUUUGCAACAACAACAGCAAUCUACACCCCCUCCUCAGCCACAACCGACACCUCCACAGGCUCCUGCGUCAGAACUGGAGCGCACCAUCGGCAAGUUCCGACAACAGCAGAGCCAAACACAACCGCCCCCACCUCCACCGGCCCCUGUCAGCCAGCCGACAGCGACGCAGGAGAUUGACUUCCAGAAGAUCUUCAACGUCAUGCAGCAGAUGCAGGGAUCUACUUUCCCCCAAGCUCCACAGAGCCAGGCGGGAAUGGCCCCCAAUCUGGGUGCCAUGUUUGGGCAGCAGUUCGGUGGCCAAAACCAAAUGCCUAACCAUAAUUCUUCCUAUGGCCAAUCCUACGAGGAUCCAGAACGUAAAAGAAUCCGCGAAACGAGCCAAUCAGAAGAGUGGAGUCGACAGAAGCGGACGAAGGCUGGUGGUCCUAUGCCGUAUAAAGUAGGCGUCGUUCCUUGCAAGUUCUGGGCAGAAGGCAAAUGCAGAAAGGGCGACAAUUGCACAUUCCGCCAUGAUCCUCAAUAA